UCAUUUUCGGCGGAUUGACACGCUUCCAAUAUCAAAAAUUGAGAUAAAUUCGAUCUCAUUUUCUAUUUAUUUUAUUGUGUUUUAUUAUUUGCAUCUAUUCUAACAUCUGUGUUAUUUUAACUCGCCAAGAUGAGUACCAUAUUGGAGAAAAUUGCUGCUAUAGAGUCCGAGAUGGCUCGGACUCAGAAAAAUAAAGCCACCGCACUCCAUUUAGGUAUUCUUAAGGCUCGUCUGGCGAAGCUGCGAAGAGAGCUAAUUGCUCCUAAAGGUGGCGGUGGUGCCACUGGAGACGGUUUCGAUGUUGCCAAGACUGGUGAUGCUCGUAUUGGUUUUGUGGGGUUUCCGUCUGUUGGAAAAUCUACACUGCUGUCAACUUUAGCUGGUGUUUAUUCUGAAGUGGCAGCAUAUGAGUUCACAACACUCACAACUGUGCCUGGGUGUAUUAAAUAUAAAGGUGCUAAAAUUCAGCUACUUGAUCUUCCUGGUAUUAUUGAGGGAGCAAAAGAUGGUAAAGGUCGUGGUCGACAGGUAAUAGCAGUAGCGCGCACAUGCACUCUCAUAUUCAUCGUCCUGGACGUCCUCAAGCCGCUGCAGCAUAAGAAACUUCUAGAACACGAGUUGGAAGGGUUUGGAUUACGGUUAAACAAGCAGCCACCAAACAUUAACUUCAGGAAAAAAGACAAAGGAGGAAUCAACUUGAACAUUACAUGUCCGCAAUCUGAGUUAGACUUAGAAACGGUAAAAACUAUUCUCUCAGAAUACAAGAUACACAAUGCUGAUAUCACACUCAGGUAUGAUGCAACGAGUGACGACUUGAUUGAUGUUAUUGAAGGAAAUAGAGUCUAUGUACCCUGUAUUUAUUUACUCAAUAAAAUUGAUCAAAUAAGCAUAGAAGAAUUAGAUGUAAUCUACAAAAUACCACACUGUGUACCAAUAUCUGCCCAUCAUAAGUGGAACUUUGAUGAUUUAUUGGAGAAGAUGUGGGAGUAUCUCAAACUUAUCAGGAUAUACACGAAGCCAAAAGGACAGUUGCCGGAUUAUAACUCACCAGUUGUGUUGCACGCUGAUAGAACAAGUCUUGAGGAUUUCUGUAAUAAGCUCCAUAGGUCAAUUGUUAAGGAAUUUAAAUAUGCCUUGGUAUGGGGUUCAUCUGUAAAACAUCAGCCGCAGAAAGUGGGUAUUGACCAUGUGCUAGCCGACGAAGAUGUUGUCCAGAUUGUGAAGAAAGUUUAAAAAACUAUUUGAUUCCGAAAGUUGUGCUUUUAAAUUUUUUUUAGCAAAGAAAUU
Aricia agestis (brown argus) is the source of this 1287-nucleotide messenger RNA. RefSeq names its product GTP-binding protein 128up (gene 128up). Gene Ontology annotation, molecular function: GTP binding; GTPase activity. The transcript is spliced from 7 exons. The coding region runs from base 130 to 1233 and encodes 367 amino acids. NCBI's taxonomy places the organism in Eukaryota, Metazoa, Arthropoda, Insecta, Lepidoptera, Lycaenidae. Gene Ontology annotation, biological process: cytoplasmic translation. The record is from RefSeq and is a predicted model, not a curated record. Gene Ontology annotation, cellular component: cytoplasm.